CAGUCAAUUCACUUUCACUUUUACUUCAUACAGAACUGAGACCGGGAGAGACUCAAGCCAGCAGAACCGAACCGAAGCCGAACCUGAACUGAGCAGAACCACCAUGAGCUACGACCGAGCCAUCACCGUGUUCUCACCUGACGGUCACCUGUUCCAGGUGGAGUACGCGCAGGAAGCCGUGAAGAAAGGUUCCACCGCGGUCGGAGUGAGAGGUAAAAACAUCGUAAUUCUGGGCGUGGAGAAGAAAUCUGCCGCGAUGCUUCAGGACGACAGGACCGUGAGGAAGAUCUGUGCUCUGGACGAUAACGUUUUCAUGGCGUUUGCAGGGCUGACUGCAGAUGCGAGGAUUAUUAUAAACAGGGCGAGGGUGGAGUGCCAGAGCCACAGGCUGACCGUGGAGGAUCCCGUAACCAUCGAAUACAUCACACGCUACAUCUCCAGCAUGAAACAGCGUUACACCCAGAGUAACGGAAGGAGGCCUUUCGGGAUUUCUGCCCUGAUUGUGGGAUUUGAUUUUGAUGGUACGCCCAACCUCUAUCAGACUGACCCCUCUGGAACAUACCACGCCUGGAAGGCUAAUGCAAUCGGGAGAUCAGCUAAAACAGUUCGUGAAUUCCUGGAGAAGAACUACAAGGAGGAGGACAUGGAGUCGGACGAACUGGCUAUAAAACUGGCUGUCCGAGCUCUUCUGGAGGUGGUUCAGUCUGGUGGGAAGAACAUUGAACUGGCCACAAUGAAGAACGGAGAAACCAUGAAGAUUCUGGAACCGGCAGAGGUGGAGAACAUCGUCGCCGCCAUCGAGAAGGAAAAGGAGGAAGCAGAUAAGAAAAAGAAAGCUACAGCCUCCGCCUCCACCUAAACCUGGACCAAUCAGAACCAUCUGGACCAAUCAGAACCAUCUGGACCAAUCAGAAUGACCAAUCAUACAGCAACCAGCAAGAAAUUCACUCAGACAUGAAGUUAAUCAGCCAUUUUCCAUUUUUUUUAUUAACAAAUGGUACUUUUUGUACAAA
Astyanax mexicanus (Mexican tetra) is the source of this 1013-nucleotide messenger RNA. RefSeq names its product proteasome 20S subunit alpha 7. Lineage: Eukaryota; Metazoa; Chordata; Actinopteri; Characiformes; Acestrorhamphidae. Gene Ontology annotation, cellular component: proteasome core complex, alpha-subunit complex; proteasome core complex; nucleus. Gene Ontology annotation, biological process: ubiquitin-dependent protein catabolic process. The transcript has 7 exons. The coding region runs from base 104 to 859 and encodes 251 amino acids. The record is from RefSeq and is a predicted model, not a curated record.